Mauremys reevesii (Reeves's turtle) is the source of this 2974-nucleotide messenger RNA. It is a transcript of the gene ATOSB, whose product is annotated as family with sequence similarity 214 member B. The coding region runs from base 962 to 2902 and encodes 646 amino acids. The record is from RefSeq and is a predicted model, not a curated record. Lineage: Eukaryota; Metazoa; Chordata; Testudines; Geoemydidae. The transcript is spliced from 12 exons.
UGGACCCGCCCCUUAGGCCUCCCACCAAUGAGGAGCCGCUUCUCCCUGGUCCCGCCCCUUCCCCGCUGUCAUCACAGAACCGCACGUGGAGGAGGCGGGGCGGGGGGCGGGUCCAUACGCAGACGUCACCACCCUGCGCCUUGCCAUUGGUUGUGCGGCCGUGUGGUCUCCACGCCCGGCCCAUGCAGCGUCAAAAUCGCCAAUCAGCAAGAGGGGGCGUGGUCAGGGGAGGGGCCUGAGUCCAGACCCGGAAGCGGCUGAGGGAGCGUCUCGGCGGCGGUCGGUAGUUGGCGUCGGGGCAGCGGGCGCUGCGGAGCCGGGACUCGGGUUUUGUUUUGAUCUGAUUCCCUUGAGCGGAGGCUGCAGGCUUUGGAACAGAGCCGACCUGUUGAUCAUCUGCGGUUGGAGCUAUUGGUGCCUCCAGCUGAAACCCACAGAGAGCAGCUGCAGGAAGACGGAGGUGCCAUGUCUGACGUGCUGGUGGGAUUGUGAGUGUGCAGCCGUUGCUGCAGUGGCUGGAGCGAUGCUGCGUGGGGUCCGUCUGCUGCUGCCCUGCAGUCCGGCCUAGCCCAUGGAGGGUGCCUUGGAGCAGUGCUGCUGAACAGGCCCGAGAGCCAGCCAGGCCCCUGCGGUGCUUUGGAGGCAGAUCCCGACGCCCGUGAUGGUGGGAGCCAUUCCUCGGCAGCCGCGCCGCUUCUGGGGGGUGCCCGGAUGGCAGGUGUCUCCAGCUAGCUGUGCCAACGACCGUCUGCUGCUGGGGCAGGAGAGCUGCUCGGCGAGGGGUGGGUGAUGCGGCGCUGCAGUGCACUCCCUAGCGGAGGGCUUGUCCGGAGGGAAGGGGUCUGACACACCACCGCCUUUCCUCAGCCCUGUGACCUCGUGACACCAGACACCCCUGCCCUGCCGCUGUAUGGGCUGUUUCGUCCUUGGCUCUGGUUGGGCUCCAGCCCGCUAAGGCUCCAUGCGGCACAUCCAUGCUGAGGCGUCCCUCCCCCAGGAGCAUGGCACGGACUCGGGCCUGUCCCGGCCAGGUGGCCAGGCGGCCUUGGAGCCCGCCCCGGAGCGCUGCCCCCGCCGCAGCAUCGUGAUGGGCUACAACAAGACGGAGAUCAAGCGCCAGAAGGUUUACCAGGUCUCCAUCUUCUCCCACCUCUCCAGCUCCUCCGAGCCGGCAGACCAGAGAGCUGGGGGUGGGCGGCAGGCCAUCAAGAGAGGGUACCCAGAGCAGUGGGCUCCGGAGGCUGGGCGAGAUCCCAAGCGAGCCCACUGGGGGGGCCCGGGGGCUGAGGCCAGGCAGGCCGGAGUCCCUGGGGAGCUCCACCCUGGCCAGGACUCCCCAGACGACGACGCCUUGGAGGACGGGCUGCUGGUGGAGGAGCUGUCCCUUUGCGGCUCGGCCCAGCACUUCUCCCACAGCGGCCUGCGAGUGGUGGAGCACCGAUGUGAAGGCAGCCCUGGCCGGCCAGGGGCCCGGGAGGGCAGCCCCAGGGCCUGCAGAGAGGACAGAUUGCAGGAGGCUGCCUCCUCCUGGCCACAGCACACAGCUUGCAGCACUUUGCACAUGAGAGACAGUUCCCCUGCCCAGCUUGGGGAUGGCCCCUUGGGGAGUCCCAGAGCCUGUGGCUCAGUGGGGGGCAGGGAGCUCCCCUGGCUGGCUGGAGCCAGGGAGCAGCCUGUGGAGGGGAACGGGGCCCAGAGGGAGGAAAGGGCUAGCAGCCAAAAUCGACUUGACAUUGAUUUGCACAAUAUUGCACAAAAACCCUGGACAGCCUCGGGUGGGAGGGAGGAGGAGCAGCCAGGGGGCAGCCCCGCCCACAGCAACGGGGCUGGUAGAGAAAGGGAGCAGCUGGCUGGGCACAAGGAGCCCAGCACCCCCCGGGUGGCCCCGGACCCCGAGAGCAACGGCCUGGGCUCCUUGGAAAAAACGCCCUGUGUGGGCAGCAGGCUCCCCGGGGCCGGCGGGGGCAGCUGCGCGGCUAAGAGGAAGCUGCUGCCCUCGGGCGAAGGAGUGGCGGACUCGUGUUCGGAAGACGAGAGCGUGGUGCCGGCGAGGAAGAAGAGGCCCCCCCUGUGCCACCCCAUCCUGACCGCCUGCCGCAGCACCGACGCCAAGGGCGCCCCCUUCUGGAACCACCUGCUUCCAGGAGCCAAGAGUUCGGCAGGUGGCACGGCGGUGGGGCGAAGGCUAAAGAGCGGGCUGCGCCUGAAAUCGAGACAUCUCCGCAGCAGCCUCCGGACGGGGCCUGUGCGCACCCGGCCCUCCGCAGCGGCCUGGGCCACCACCUCCUUCAGCCACGCUCUGCUGGGGAACUUUGAGGAGUCCAUCCUGAAGGGGCGCUUCGCCCCGUCGGGCAGGAUUGAAGGGUUCACUGCGGAGAUUGGGGCCAGCGGCUCGUACUGCCCCCAACACGCCACCUUACCCGUCGACGUGACCUAUUUCGACAUCUCGGAACACAGCGCACCCUCGCCUUUCCUGGGAGUGAUAGACUUGGAGGCCUUGGGAAAGAAGGGGUACAGCGUCCCCAAAGCUGGAACCAUCCAAGUGACCUUAUUUAACCCUAACAAAACUGUGGUGAAGAUGUUCCUGGUGACGUACGAUUUCCAGGACAUGCCAGCCCACCACAUGACGUUUCUGCGUCACCGCAUCUUCCUGGUGCCCGUGGGGGAGGAGGGGCCCGGCGAGACACCCAGCGACCCAGCCGGUGCCAGCCCGCCCAGGAGGGUCCUCUGCUACCUGAUGCACCUGAGGUUUCACAGCUCCAAGUCGGGGAAGAUCUACCUUCACGACGACAUCCGGCUGCUCUUCUCCCGCAAGUCGAUUGAGGUCGACUCGGGGAUCCCCUACGAACUGAAAUCCUUCACAGAGAUGCCAAGGAACCCCUGCUACUCACCCCGGGCCUGAGCGCGGGGAGCCCCACGCCCCCUCUCCACCCUCCCCCCUGCACUUCGUAGACAAGUAAAGGGCAAGAGAGCA